This is a messenger RNA of Megalopta genalis, 2008 nucleotides long. NCBI's taxonomy places the organism in Eukaryota, Metazoa, Arthropoda, Insecta, Hymenoptera, Halictidae. The record is from RefSeq and is a predicted model, not a curated record.
AUGCAGAGAUGAAUACCUGAUAGUUGAUUAUCGUAAUGUUGAGUUGUUGAAACAAUUUAUUUGUGAACAUAGUGGAGAGAUCAUAUGUUACACGAAAACUGGUCUGUGCCAGAAUGCUCACAACAAACUGCUAGUUGCUAUACUUAAAGCAAGGGACUACGGAUUGCUUACAUUUGGUGUUCCAUUCAAAUAUUAUAAUUACUAUGAGUGGAAACAUGAAAAAUAAACUUGUUGGACACAUUAUAUUUUAAGAGUUAUAGUAUGAUGGGUGAAAGAGAAAUAAAUUGUACAUUUUUAAUAAUAGGAGGAGGUAUUGCUGGGGUUUCUUGUGCUGAAGGUAUAGGUUUUCUUUCUCCUAAGGAAGAUACUGUUUUAAUUACAGCUAGCCCUUUGAUAAAAGCAGUUACAAAUGUAGUCCCUCUUGGUAAAACACUAAUGCAAUUUAAUGUGGAAGAAAAGGACGCAACAUCUCUAACAAAAGCAAAUGAUUCAAUACAAAUUAUUCAUGAUUUUGCUGUAAAAGUUAAUACAAUAAAUAAAUGUGUGCUCACAAAAAAUGGGAGAAUCAUAACUUACAAAAAGCUAUGCCUUUGCAACGGUGCUAGACCAAGACUUAUAGCACAGAAUAACGAUUUUAUUUUAGGAAUUCGGGAUACUGAAUCAGUUGUUCAAUUUUCUCAAAGAAUUAAGAAUUCACGAAAAAUAGUAAUAGUCGGAAAUGGUGGUAUUGCCACUGAGAUUGCACAUGAGAUUGAUGAUAUUGAAAUAAUAUGGGUAAUCAAAGAUAAGCAUAUUUCUGCAACAUUUGUUGAUCCUGGAGCUGCGGAAUUUUUCAUGGAUAAAGUGCACAGAACGAAUGCAGAUUCAAACAUUCGGGCGAGCACUAUAACUAAGACAAUGAGAUACACAAUAUCUGAUACAAAACUUGUAAAAGAUGGACCAGCUUUAGGACCAAACUGGCAUAAUAAUAUUGAAAUAAAAGGUACUGCCUUCAAAUCUGCAAAAAUACAAGUUGAAUACGAAUGUGAAAUAGUAAAAAUUCUUACUGACUCGGAGAAAAAAGAAUUUGAUCCUUCAGAGGAGUGGCCUGUGUAUGUUGAAUUAACAAAUGGAAAAAUUAUUGGGUGUGAUUUUAUUGUGUCAGCGACAGGUGUAAUACCAAACUCCAAUAUAGAGGGUUUAGAGGGACUCAAGAAAGGAGAUGAUGGAGGAAUAUUAGUAGAUUGGAAACUAGAAACCUCAGAGCAACAUAUAUAUGCUGCAGGAGAUGUAUGCAGUGCAGACUGGGAAUUAGCAAAGCAUUGGUUCCAGAUGAGACUGUGGACGCAGGCUCUUCAAAUGGGACGUUAUGCAGCAAAAUCUAUGGUUUCUGCUUUGAAAAAUGAAGAUUUUUUGCAAGAUUUUUGUUUUGAACUUUUCACUCAUGUAACAAAAUUUUUUGGCUACAAAGUUGUUUUGCUUGGUCUGUAUAAUGGUCAAAAACUAAACAAUAAGUACGAAAUUCUAUUGCGUAUGACUAAAGGGAAUGAAUACAUAAAACUAAUACUAGAAAAUGGCAAAAUGCAAGGAGCAGUGUUGAUUGGAGACACUGACUUGGAAGAAAUGUGUGAGAACUUAAUAUUAAAUCAAUUGGAUAUAAGUAGUUAUGGCGAAGACUUAUUAAAUCCUGAUAUUGAUAUCGAAGAUUAUUUCGAUUAACUGUACCUUUGAGUUGGCUUUAGUGAAAUUAUAUUGCUGUCAUAUUUCCAUAGCCCUGUGAAAUCAGUAAUGCACUAAAUAAUGUGUGAACUAUAUCUUGCAUGUGUGUACAUGUUACAGAUUUUUUUUAUUAUUGUGCAAUUAUUAUACAAAGUAUACAAAAACUAACUAUAUAAAAAUAUAAAGAAAUAAUUAAUGUAAUUUGUAACGUUAGAAAUAUCACUCUAUAUCUUAUAUUAGACAAUAGAAAGUCUUUCCUAUAGGUAAAUAUACAAGUUAUCGAAAAUAAAAUGGUGCGAUUCAUUUUCAA